AUGGCAGGGGAGAGCUUCCCAUUCACUUCCUCCACGCUGCGAGCCCUCCGUCUGCAGCGAGAGUGGCUGGAAUGGGAGGACCGGCGGCGGGCUGCUGCCCAGCGCAGCCGAGGAAGCCACAGGUCCCUCUUGAGUCCUCAGACCCGACUCUUGAGGCCUCGCCGCUCCUGCCGAGACCCGGCUGUCCACAGUGCCCUGUUCUCCGGCGACCUGCAGCAGGUCCAAGCUCUAUUCCAAGGUGAAGAGGCGGCCAACAUGAUUGUGGAGACUGUGAGCAACCAACUGGCCUGGUCAGCAGAACAGGGAUUCUGGGUGCUCACCCCCAAGACCAAGCAGACGGUACCCCUCACCAUCGCUGCAGCCAGAGGCUAUACAGACUGCGCUCGUCACCUGAUCCUGCAAGGGGCUGAGCUGGACACCCGGAUCGGAGGCCGCGCUGCCUUGCAUGAGGCCUGCGCCCGAGCCCAAGCGGACUGCGUGCGGCUGCUGCUCACGUUUGGUGCCAAGGCUAACGUGUUGUCUGAGGAAGGCAUGACCCCCUUGCACCUCUGUACAGACCCUGAGUCCUUGCAGUGUGCCAGGCUGCUGCUGGAGGCUGGGGCCACUGUGAACCUGGCGUCGCAGGAGAGCCAGGCGACGGCCCUGCACGUGGCGGCGGCGCGCGGCCUGGACCGGCACGUGGCGCUCUACCUGGAGCGCGGCGCCGCCGUGGACCUGCGCACCAGCCAGGGCGAGACGGCGCUGAACGCGGCGUGCGCGGGCGCCGAGGCCGGCCCGCGGCACGAGGCGGCCGCGCGAAUGCUCCUGGAAGCCGGCGCCGACCCUCGUGCCGCGGGCCGCAAGCGCCACACGCCCCUGCACAACGCCUGUGCCAACGGCUGUGCGGGCCUGGCCGAGCUGCUGCUGCGCCACGGGGCUAGCGCCACCGUCUCCAAUGGGGCAGGCCACACGCCCAUGGACUGCGCCCUGCAAGCCGUCCAAGAUGUCCAGAACUGGGAACCCGAGGCCCUGUUCUCGGCGCUGCUGGACUAUGGAGCCAAGCCAAUACACCCCGAGAUGCUGAAAUACUGUGCCAACUUUCCUCGGGCCCUGGAAGUCCUGCUUAAUGCCUAUCCUUGUGUGCCAUCCUGUGAUACCUGGGUGGAGGCAGUGCUUCCUGAGCUGUGGCAGGAGCAUGAAGCCUUCUACAGCUCAGCCCUGGGCAUGGUGAACCAGCCAAGGCGCCUGCAGCACCUGGCCCGCCUGGCUGUGCGUGCCCAGUUGGGUAGCUGCUGCCGGCGGGCCACCCCCCAGCUCCCUCUGCCCCCACUCCUCAGGGACUAUUUGCUGCUGUGUGUGGAGGGACGGAUCCAGUGA
Jaculus jaculus (lesser Egyptian jerboa) is the source of this 1356-nucleotide messenger RNA. It is a transcript of the gene Asb16, whose product is annotated as ankyrin repeat and SOCS box containing 16. The coding region runs from base 1 to 1356 and encodes 451 amino acids. Gene Ontology annotation, biological process: neuronal action potential; negative regulation of delayed rectifier potassium channel activity; intracellular signal transduction. Lineage: Eukaryota; Metazoa; Chordata; Mammalia; Rodentia; Dipodidae. The transcript has 5 exons. Gene Ontology annotation, cellular component: synapse; membrane; axon initial segment. The record is from RefSeq and is a predicted model, not a curated record. Gene Ontology annotation, molecular function: transmembrane transporter binding.